Messenger RNA from Cantharellus anzutake, 369 nucleotides. RefSeq lists its product as uncharacterized. Bases 1 to 369 code for a protein of 122 amino acids. The transcript has 3 exons. The record is from RefSeq and is a predicted model, not a curated record. Lineage: Eukaryota; Fungi; Basidiomycota; Agaricomycetes; Cantharellales; Hydnaceae.
AUGUCGGAGGUCCGUCAGGAUAUCGGAGCAAAUCCGGGAUCUCCGAAUGUUCCGACUCGGGACCGAGGUUCCGGGAUGGGAGUGGCCAAGGUUCGGUGUGCCGCAACCAGACCGGAGCUGAGACAGUCAGGAGGGAAGGUGACUUGGAGAGUGGGGAGGCAAGGUGUAGGGGAUGGUGAAGUUGUUAGGAAGCUGUCUCCGAGGACAAAUGCCUUCAUGCCUCUUGAUGCUUUGGAGUAUCAUGGGGACAGGGAAACUGCACCUGAGAAUGUUGGCCAGACCAACUCCUUUGUGCCUCUUGGUCUUUUGGAGAACCGCAUGAAUGAAAAGGGAGCUGUUAGAUGCCCACAUGGAAACCGUGUGUUUUAG